Molecule: messenger RNA, 1127 nt
Organism: Theobroma umbraticum
Lineage: Eukaryota; Viridiplantae; Streptophyta; Magnoliopsida; Malvales; Malvaceae
Product: polyubiquitin-like
Molecular function (GO): protein binding
Source: RefSeq, a predicted model, not a curated record
ACCUUCCAGAUCUCAAAUUCCUUCCUUGACAAGCUCAUCUUUUCCGUGUAUAUAAUCAAGCCCUCCUCCCUUUCCUUUCCCCAUCCCUGCAAUCAACAAUUCUUCUCUCUUUUGCUCUUUGAAAAUUUCUUUCCUUUCAAACCCUCGCUCCUAGCAUUUCCUCCUUCAAUCCCUCGAACAAGAUGCAGAUCUUCGUGAAAACCUUAACCGGCAAAACCAUCACCCUCGAGGUGGAGAGCUCAGACACCAUCGACAACGUCAAGGCCAAGAUCCAAGACAAGGAAGGCAUUCCUCCUGAUCAACAGCGCUUGAUCUUCGCCGGCAAGCAACUUGAAGACGGCCGAACCCUUGCGGAUUACAAUAUCCAAAAGGAAUCGACUCUCCACCUGGUACUCCGUCUCCGUGGCGGUAUGCAGAUCUUCGUCAAAACCCUAACCGGCAAGACCAUCACUCUUGAAGUCGAAAGCUCUGACACGAUCGACAACGUUAAGGCCAAGAUCCAAGACAAGGAGGGCAUCCCUCCGGACCAACAGCGAUUGAUCUUCGCUGGCAAGCAGCUCGAGGACGGCCGCACCCUGGCCGACUACAAUAUCCAGAAGGAAUCAACCCUUCACCUUGUGCUCAGGCUGCGCGGAGGCAUGCAGAUUUUCGUCAAAACCUUGACCGGGAAAACUAUUACUCUGGAGGUAGAGAGUUCGGAUACAAUUGAUAACGUCAAGGCAAAAAUCCAGGAUAAGGAAGGGAUCCCUCCGGAUCAGCAGAGGUUGAUAUUCGCCGGGAAGCAGUUGGAGGACGGCAGGACCCUUGCGGAUUACAAUAUCCAGAAGGAGUCCACUCUUCACCUUGUGCUGAGGCUCCGUGGAGGGAUGCAGAUCUUCGUGAAGACGCUGACCGGAAAGACGAUUACGCUUGAGGUGGAGAGUUCUGAUACAAUCGAUAAUGUGAAAGCAAAAAUUCAAGAUAAGGAGGGGAUUCCACCUGAUCAGCAGAGGCUCAUCUUCGCUGGGAAGCAGUUGGAGGACGGGCGCACUCUUGCAGAUUACAACAUCCAGAAGGAGUCUACCCUUCACCUUGUCCUUCGCCUUCGCGGUGGUGCUCAGUAAUUAGAGCUUUUAAUUAUCUGUCUG